Messenger RNA from Saprolegnia diclina VS20, 783 nucleotides. Its product is annotated as signal peptidase I. Gene Ontology annotation, cellular component: membrane; signal peptidase complex. The transcript has a single exon. Bases 90 to 641 code for a protein of 183 amino acids. Lineage: Eukaryota; Oomycota; Saprolegniomycetes; Saprolegniales; Saprolegniaceae. The record is from RefSeq and is a predicted model, not a curated record. Gene Ontology annotation, molecular function: serine-type endopeptidase activity.
ACCGGAUACAAUUGUGGUCAUCCGGUUGGCAUUCACUUGCCACGUGGUCUCAAUUUUGCGAUUCCGCGGCCGAGACCGACGACGCUACGAUGAUGAAGAUGGUCGAGCAGCAGGUGGAAGAGGUCCGACGCCUCAACAAGAACAAGCGGCAGCUCACGCAUCAGGCGCUCAACCUCAUCAUGGUCAUCACGAGCGCGCUCAUGAUCUGGCGCGGCCUCAUGGGCUGGACGCUUGGCGAGUCGCCGAUCGUCGUCGUGCUCAGUGGCAGCAUGGAGCCGGCUUUCCAGCGCGGUGACAUCCUCUUCCUCGACAACAACAAGCCCAACCUCGACAUUGGCGACAUUGUCGUCUUCAAGAUCAAGGACCGGGACAUCCCGAUCGUCCAUCGCGUGCUCAAAGUCCAUACGCGCAAGUCGGACGGCGUCGACUUUUACUUGACCAAGGGCGACAACAACAACGUCGACGACCGUGGGCUCUACGCGCCGGGCCAGCUCUGGCUGCAGCGCGGCGAUAUCGUUGGCAUUGCGCGCGCCUCGAUCCCGUACGUGGGCAUGGCAACCAUCCUCAUGAACGACUACCCGGCCCUCAAGAUCCUCGCCGUCGGCCUCAUGGCCAUCAUGGCCUUUACACAGCGAGAAUAGAGCGACGACUUGAUGUACUCUAUAUGGCAACGGUCCUACGUGCGAGCUCCUCGUUUGAUUGGAUAUAUACGGUGGAGUCGACCCUGCGGUAUGCAGCCACGGUGUUGCAUGUCGAAGCGCUUAGAGCUACGUUGCCUCGACG